AUGCCCCACUUCCUACUUUGGGGAGAGAAAAAGAAACGAGAUAAUUGUUUCUGGGGGUACAUUUGCAAUGGGUUUUUUUCCAUCCAAUCUCAUUGCAAUCAUUUGGCAAAUGGUAAUCAAUUGGAAAAUCCUUUUUCGGCGGUAGUGUGCUUCUUUGCGAACAGUAGCGCAAGCGUGCGCACAUAUACUUACGAUCCAUUUGUCGUCCCGUUCAUUUCUUUUGUUGGGACACGCAGAUUUUUGGUGUUUGAGCUAGCUAAACUAAUGAAAUGCUCACGACUAUGGAAUGACUUUCUCCGAGAGUCCCUUUCUUCUGGAGUGUUAAUCCAGAUUUAG
Molecule: messenger RNA, 336 nt
Organism: Nakaseomyces glabratus
Lineage: Eukaryota; Fungi; Ascomycota; Saccharomycetes; Saccharomycetales; Saccharomycetaceae
Source: RefSeq, a predicted model, not a curated record